AUGUCCAGCAGGAAGACUAAGAAGACCACGAAGAAACGUGCCCAGCGCGCAACGUCAAAUGUGUUUGCUAUGUUUGACCAAGCACAGAUCCAAGAGUUCAAGGAAGCCUUCAACAUGAUUGACCAAAAUCGAGAUGGUUUCAUUGAUAAAGAAGAUCUGCACGACAUGCUAGCCUCGCUGGGAAAGGACCCCACAGAUCCUUAUCUGGAUGAAAUGAUGAGCGCUGCACCAGGGCCUAUCAACUUCACAAUGUUCCUCACAAUGUUUGGUGACAAGCUCAAUGGCACUGACCCAGAAGAUGUCAUCAAAAACGCUUUUGCUUGCUUUGAUGAAGAAGGAACAGUGUACACUGUGCAUCCUAACUUGUACCACAAGUCUGGCAUUGUCCUGCUGAAGCGCAUGCAUGAAGGUGUGGAUUAUUUCCAAAAAGGGGACAACAUGAACCUGCAACAUAUCCUGGGGAUAAGUUACAGCAUUGACAGUUCCGUCAAAAACAUGCAGAGAUGA
Aplysia californica (California sea hare) is the source of this 507-nucleotide messenger RNA. Its product is annotated as myosin regulatory light chain 12A. Gene Ontology annotation, cellular component: myosin II complex; cytoplasm. Bases 1 to 507 code for a protein of 168 amino acids. Gene Ontology annotation, molecular function: myosin heavy chain binding; calcium ion binding. The transcript has 4 exons. NCBI's taxonomy places the organism in Eukaryota, Metazoa, Mollusca, Gastropoda, Aplysiida, Aplysiidae. The record is from RefSeq and is a predicted model, not a curated record.